This is a messenger RNA of Epinephelus lanceolatus (giant grouper), 1337 nucleotides long. RefSeq names its product purine nucleoside phosphorylase 4a (gene pnp4a). Gene Ontology annotation, cellular component: cytoplasm. The record is from RefSeq and is a predicted model, not a curated record. Gene Ontology annotation, biological process: nucleoside metabolic process. Gene Ontology annotation, molecular function: purine-nucleoside phosphorylase activity. NCBI's taxonomy places the organism in Eukaryota, Metazoa, Chordata, Actinopteri, Perciformes, Serranidae.
UCCAUCACACACACAUAUACACACAAACACACACUCAGUUAGUGACAGAGGCUGCUUAUAGUAACACACACCAGUCUGCUUUAGAUUCAUCAUCAUCAUCGUCUGUCGUCCGUCCAUCAUGCACAGCAAAGAACAAAUCAGUCAUGACGAAUAUCAGAAGACAGCUGAUUGGCUGAUGUCUCAUACGAAGCACCGCCCCCAGGUGGCGAUCAUCUGCGGGUCUGGACUGGGCAUGCUCGCUGACACCCUCAAGUGUCAGGACUCCUUCGCUUAUUCAGAUAUACCGGGCUUCCCACAGAGCACAGUGCAGGGUCAUGCAGGUCGGCUGGUGUUCGGGGAGCUGAAGGGGAAGACUUGUGUGUGCAUGCAGGGUCGCUUCCACAUGUAUGAAGGACACUCACUCUGCAAGACGACAUUUCCAGUGCGAGUCUUCAAGCUGUUGGGGGUGGAGACUCUGAUCGUGACGAACGCUGCUGGCUCAUUGGCCGACGGUCUCCAGCCUGGUGACAUCAUGAUCAUCAAAGACCACGUAAACUUCCCUGGAUUGGUCGGUCUGAACCCGCUGAGCGGACCCAACGACGACAAGUUCGGGCCUCGUUUCCCGGCCAUGUCAGGUUGCUAUGACAAAGGCCUGCGUUGCUUAGCAAUGGAGAUCGCCAAGCAGCUGGGCGUGGCCGGCCUCAUGCAGGAGGGCGUGUACGCCAUGGUGGGGGGGCCAAACUUUGAAACUAUCGCUGAGGCCAGACUGCUGCAUCGACUCGGGGUGGAUGCUGUCGGUAUGAGUACGGCUCCUGAGGUCGUUGUGGCGACUCACUGCGGUCUGAGAGUCUUUGGCCUCUCUCUGAUCACCAACAAGGUGGUGAAGAGUUACGAGGACACGGACAGUGUGAACCAUGAAGGCGUCCUGGAGGUCGGUCGGCUGCGCUCUCAAACCGUGCAGCAGCUGGUGACCGAACUGAUCAGCAGGAUGGAAAUCAAUAACAACAACAACAAUGCUGUCUGAACACACGUACACUCAAACACACACUGUCUAUAUACUUGAUCGUUGUAUUUAUCUGCAACAUUUUUAUCAUCCUUAAAACAUAUUUUUUACUUAUAUAAUGAAAAAACUUUAUUUAUAUCAACAUGGUGCCUAAUAAUAAUAAUAAUUCUCUAUCAGGGUGCUUUUAAGUUUUCAUUUAUGACACAGAUUAAUAUAACGCUGAUCACUGCGUCAGAUGGUGCUUUUAUAUAAAAAUAUAUGAGACAAAGAUUCUUCUCUUGUACAUUUUAUUUUGUAAAAACCUCCAGUGACUUCCUGAUGUACUUUAAUCUGAUUAAAACAUGCUGACCAAUCA